This is a messenger RNA of Hyla sarda, 5124 nucleotides long. It is a transcript of the gene FAM78B, whose product is annotated as family with sequence similarity 78 member B. The record is from RefSeq and is a predicted model, not a curated record. Bases 561 to 1346 code for a protein of 261 amino acids. NCBI's taxonomy places the organism in Eukaryota, Metazoa, Chordata, Amphibia, Anura, Hylidae. The transcript has 2 exons.
UGCACACGGUGCGUCCUCCCCCACCAUGAGGUGACAGCAGGGGAUUUGCACCUUCCUAAUCUCCUCCUGACCCCGGUGAUCGGGAGCCCUGGUGCCCGGCGGGGUGUGCGCUCCCUCACUGUCGGCUCCUCCUCCCGGAGCGGGCACAGCGCUGUAGAGCGGCGGCGGUAGGUUGGUGCCCCUCGGGGCUCCCGGUGGUGACAGUGCUCGGUGACAGCCGCCGCCCGGGACAUGACAAGCCGUGGUGAGCCCAGCAGGAGCAGAGCAGAGGGGCACGGAUCGGCCGGGGGGCACAGGUUGGGCAGGUGGCACCGGAGAAGAGCAUGGUAGGGAGGAGGAGGAGGGGCGGGGGGCAUCCAUCAGUGUACAGCAGCGGCUGCCGUAUGACAUUCCCCGGACUGCUCCUCAUCCUCACUGGCGCCGCACUGGAUCGUCACACAUGACACUGGAUCCCGCCGCGGCAUCCUCCGCUGCAGCCUCCAUUGUUUCCCACCGCGGCGAUCGCCCUGUUCCGUGGAAUUGAUGCCUCUGCCCUCCUGCCCCCGAGCGAAGCGGCGAUCAUGGGCUGUCUGCAGAGCCUCACCUGUAAGUCCCGCAUCCGCAGGGAGAACAUCACGGUGUACGACGUGUGUGCCACCAUAGACCAGUGCCCGACCUCCAUCGAGGAGAACUCGCCCAUUGUCUUAAGGUACAAGACCCCCUACUUCAAGGCAUCGGCCCGGGUGGUCAUGCCCCCCAUGCCCAGGAAUGAGACCUGGGUGGUGGGUUGGAUCCAAGCCUGCAACCAAAUGGAGUUCUUCAAUAUCUACAGCGACCUGGGCAUGUCUAGCUGGGAGCUCCCGGAUUUACGAGAAGGACGGGUAAAAGCCAUCAGCGAUUCAGACGGAGUAAGCUACCCUUGGUAUGGAAACACCACUGAAACUGUGACCUUGAUGGGUCCGACAAACAAAAUUUCCAGGUUUUCCGUCAGCAUGAAUGACAACUUCUACCCCAGCGUGACGUGGGCAGUGCCUGUGAGCGAGAGCAACGUGCCCAUGCUCACCAGAAUUAAAAGAGACCAAAGUUUCACAACUUGGUUGGUAGCUAUGAAUGCAAACACCAAGGAGAAGAUCAUUCUACAAACUAUAAAAUGGAGGAUGAGGGUAGAUAUUGAGGUGGAUCCCACCCAGUUGUUGGGGAAACGGGCCCGAUUGGUGGGCAGGACUCAGCAGGAGCAGCCAAGGAUUUUAAGCCGCAUGGAGCCGAUCCCACCCAAUGCACUGGUUAAGCCUAAUGCGAAUGACGCACAGGUGCUAAUGUGGAGGCCGAAAAGAGGGCAACCGGUAAUAGUUAUUCCUCCUAAGUAGGACUGGAUGGAGUAUCGAGAAGAAGAGGAGAACAAGGGAUUUUAAAGCUACUUUUUAGCUUCGAGGACAAUGCAUGGGGACGAGAAAUGCUGAAACUAUUUCUUUGCAGUGAUUAUUUAUUGUGCCCAUUUUUGGAUGUGCGCAAACAUUUUAUACAAUUUAUUUAUUUAUUUGAAUGAACCUAAAAGGCAUUUGCCAUAACUGUCUUAGUGCCUGUGGCCAAACAGAAGUAAAAACAGAUGCUCAGUUAUUGACUUUACUAUCUGUUAAACUCAUGUAUGCGGUGCUGUUUGCAUUUCUAAAGAAUCACUUUGGUUGAAUGCAGUUCCAGGGAAUUUAUUAUGGACGGAACGUGUUGCCUAACCAAUACAAUGAGAAAUGAAAUAAUGUGGAUGCACAAUUCAGAUGUUUCAGUCUUAAAAAUGCAGCGAUCGAACCGAAGAUGCCAUUAUACAUUGAACAUAGCAUUGCCUGAAUUGCUAAUACAUUUCAUGAUAAAAUAACCCACUUUGAAGCAUAUGUUCUCCUUUGAAUGACUUUUUUAGUUAACUUACAGAUAAAACCUAUGUUAAAAAAAAAAAAAAAACAAGAAGCGUCUGUACAGAGCUGGCUCUGGCCAUUUGUAAGGCAGCUGUUAGGGGUCUACCUGCUCACAAGCUUGUCAACCAUUCCCAAAAACAGCUAGCAAAAACCUCACUGCAGAUCAUGGGAUAAGGCAUCAUGGUGCGCCACACUACAAAACUGUAAUCGGUCUGUGUGCUGCCAUAUCGUGCUCCAUACUAUGUUGUCUUACAGAUUUAUUCUCCCUUGGGAGCAGUGCUUCCGGGGGAGAAUAUCUAUGUUAUCCGUCAUCUGAUACAACUCAUCUUUCUGUUGGAUUCAUCUGGAAAUCCAUUUCAAUGUAAUAUGGUGAUAUGUACAAGACCUAAUACAGACUGUUAAAGACCCCAUACACAAUAGAAAAACAAUGGCCAAACUCGCUGAUUUCGGCACCGGCUGACUAUCUUGGGUGUAUAGAGGCCUUUCGAGUUUACCCCAACAUAGAAAGAUCAGGUGUGUUAAAUUGUAUUUCCUGAUCCUUUUUAUUUUCCAUGGACAAAAUCUGCUUCCAGAUGUUUACUCCACUACUCAUGGAUGCUUAUAGGAGUUGCAGGUGGAUGUGUAUGGAGGAAAGAGGUCGGAAGAAACAGUUGUUGACCGAAAAAGUGUUUGGCCAAUAGCGAGUUAAGGUGUUUUGGCAGUGUAACUUAAAGAGACUAAGCCAUCUUGGAGAGUUGGGGAACAACUAGGUGAUCCCGGGGACAGGGGGCUUGUUGGGGGUAGUCUGGGGCCCAGUGGUCCUGAGAACAGGGACCCCAGUCUCAUAGAAACAUAGAAUGUGUUGGCAGUUAAGAACAUUCAGCUUAUCUAGUCUGCCCAAUAUUCUGAAUACAAUUACGUCUCCCCUUUGAAUGGUCUGCGGCCAAGAACAAGGACCCCAGCCCUAUGAAUGGAGCAGUGGUUUGGCAUGUGUGCCUCUGCUUAAUUAAUUCUUUAUAGGAGUCGCACAAACAGUUUAGGGCUGUUACUGGCAGCUCCCAUACAAUGAAUGGAGUGGAAGCAUGCUUGCCGACCCAUUGCUCCAUAUUGUUAAAAAACUGGGGUCCCUGUUCUUGGCCGCCGCCUCAUUCUAAGGGGAGACUUAAAUGGGUACUGUCAUUAAAACUAUUUUUUACAAGUACACUCCUUAUGGUAAAUAAAAAAUAUUUCUAAUGUACUUUUAUUUGUGUUUAAAAAAGCUGCCACUAGGUGUCUCCCUACUUGUCCAGAGCACAUUUCCCCCCAUCUCUUGCACAGACUUUGGACUCCUGCUGGAUUGGCAGAAGUUCAAAAUAAAUAAGGACUUGCACUCUGGAGUUCUGGGGGGGGGGGGAGUGUAGCCUUAUCCAAUCAUAACUCAUCUCACACUGAACUGCUCUGGGCUAUGUGUAGCAGAGUGAGGGAGGAAGUUCUCCCCUGUAUGGCUUCAGAUGAUGUCACGCCUGGUGGGGAACGCCCCUUCCCUGUCUGUGAAUCGGACUAAGCAGAAAAUACAGAGCAAUAUCAAGGUAGAAAACUAAAAAAUAAUUAAAAAAAUAAAGGCAGGAGGUGGUUUAACAUGAUAGGGGCAGUGAACUGGGAGGAUUAUAAAAUUUAACAAGAUCAUGAGAGGUAAUCCCUCUCUAAAAGCAGUCGCCACCCUCCUGAGAGACAAAGACCAUGUGGUUUGGAUGUGUGAGGUGUGUGCAGCCUCAGCUAAUCAGGCACAGAACCUCUGUCUGCUGCUCAGAGCAGGAGGGUGGGGGCUGCUCUCAGAGAGUGAACUGGCUGGCAGAGCAGAGCUGCAAUGAUUGCUAGGAGAUGUAGGCAAGGUGAGAGGAUGGCAAAGAAUAUCAGGCAGCCAAAGAAGACAACAAAGGCCAUCAGAGCCAUACAUAUCAGGCUGGAUGGUUAACAGGGAAUAUAUUUGGAUAGUGUGGUGGCUUUGGAGCUUUAUAUAUAUAUAUAUAUAUAUUUCUCAGGAGUACCCGUUUACCACAUUCUGUGUUUAUAUCUGACUGCCCCCCCUGUUCUCAAGACAGUGGAUUGCCCCCUGUAGAUAGGGAAUAACUUUCCAAGAUGGCACAGCCUUUUUAAGGCCAGUAUAAGAUAAAUAAGGUGAAGUAUUUACAAAGCAAAUGAAAUUUUACCGCUGUCUCUAUGAAAAAUGGCAAAACCUUUAUAGUCGUUCCAUAAAACCCUUCUGUAAAUAUCCAAUGUCCGGCCAAUUGUAGAUACAAAAAAAGAUGGACCCAUAGUUAUCUAUCGCUAACCGUAUCCACCUAAAUAGAUGUAUAUUUUCCCCUCUGUCCAGGUCCAAUUAAGAGACUGUCCAAAAAAAUGCCUCCUUUUUAUGCCCCCCUAAUUUUGGGCAUAAAGUUGCUCUUCAAGGGGUACUCCGGUGAAAAAAAAAAAAUUUCAAAUCAACUGGUGACAGAAAGUUAAACAGAUUUGUGAAUUACUUAAAAAUCUUAACCCUUCCAGUACUUAUCAGCUGCUGUAUGCGACAGAGGAAGUUGUGUAGCUCUUUCCAGUUUGAUCACAGUGCUCUUUGCUGCCACCUCUGUCCAUGUCAGGAACUUUCCAGAGCAGAAGAGUUUUUCAAUGGUGAUUUUCUUGCACUCUGGGCAGUUCCUGACACAGACAGCACUGUGGUCAGACUGGAAAAAACUACACAACUUCCUCUGGAGCAUACAGCAGCCGAUAAGUACUGAAAGGAUUAAGAUUUUUAAAUAGAAGUCAUUUACAAAUCUAAAAGAAGAAAUUGUAUAACCAAUCCUUCAAGGAUUUUACCCCAAAAAGGUACACAAUGAUAUUCAAAUCAAUAUUAUAGGAAUACUUCAAUUAAUAAUGAAUUACUUGUAUUAUUAAAUAUUUAUAAAACAAUAUAAUAAAAUUGUUCUAUCAUUAAUAUUAUCCUGGCGCAGGUAUAUCAUUUACAUAUCUGUUUAACUUUCUGGCACCAGUUGAUUUGGAAAAAAAAAAAUUUCCACUGGAGUACCCCUUUAAGAGGAGCACUACUUUCCAUCAUUUUAUGAAAGGUACAGAUUCUUAUCUAAAGCGAGUAAAUGUAUAAGUGAAAUGUCUAUCCUUUACGAAAACAGACGGGACAAGCAGGAAUUUUUGGAAGAAAAAUUUCCCCUUGGAACAAAUGUGUGUGAUGGUUUCUAAACAACCUGAAAACAGAAUUUCUUUUGUUUAAACUUGAAAUAAAAUUUAA